Messenger RNA from Parnassius apollo (apollo), 669 nucleotides. NCBI's taxonomy places the organism in Eukaryota, Metazoa, Arthropoda, Insecta, Lepidoptera, Papilionidae. The record is from the annotation of a GenBank genome assembly.
AUGAAAUGUAAACAGUUGUACCAGGAGGAGAACAAUAACGAGAUUGAUGAGCUCACAAAAGAUUUCUCAGAGAUGGGUUGCAUAGUUGAUGCUAUGAAAAGACCUCCUAACAUUUGUGUUGAAACAUGUGUUUAUGAAGAAUCUGAUUCAGGUAAUGAUAAAUCACACUCAGAUAACAAUGAAAAUGAAGAUGCUGCCUACUCUGAUGAGUUCGAAGAUGAUAAAAGUGACAUAGAAGUGAAAGAGGAGGAAAUUAAACAGCAGAGUAAGUCUGCAAAUAGUGUUAACAUAAUUUCAUCUCAGCCCAUUGUAAAGUUGUCAAAGAGUUUAUCAAAUAGUUGUAAUAUUAAACAACCAUCAUUAUCAGGCAGAUCUACAAAUUAUGGUUCUGUGUCAGUACCACCAACCCGGCGUAUCAACAUGUCGUUCACAAAUGAGAGAAUGCGAGAGAUUGAGAGGCACAACCAUAUACUGCUUAAUAAAAUACUAAGCGCACGCAACAAUAAAAAGUCAUCAAUAUCAGCACGGGAACAGUCUAUCAGGAAACCUGUUCCACCUGCAGCCGCUGUGCAUAGGAAGCGUCAGCAGAGGCAGAUUGAUCAUGAUAAUAUGAUCCUCCUGAAGAAAAUCCAACGCGUAAAGUCGUCGGUGUGCAGUUUGCGUCGUUGA